AUAACAUUAAUUGAUUUCAGUAAAUCAUUUUAUAAUUAUUAAAGCAUCACUAUAUCAAAAAGUCAAGCUUUGAGAGUCGUCGAAACUCGCCUAUCAGAAAAAAAAAGACAUAUAUAAAAUGUCUUUUAACCAGAUGCUUAGCUAUGUUACAGAGAGUGUCUCAAAGAAUAUGGCACCUAUCCAAAUAUCAGGAGAGCAAGUCAAUCAGGUUGCCAAUCAAGCAAUGUCAUCAAUCGAUCACCUUGUCAAGCAGUUACCUGAUGCCGCAACGAUUCACCAACAGUCAAUCAACGUAAUCAAUUACUCAAAGCCAAAAAUUGCGGCCUUGUCUGAAAAUGCACCAAGUCUUGCGACUAUCUCUGGACAUUCAAAGCAUGCUCUGGAAUGCAUUUCGUCAUCAGCAAAUUUCGCUUACAGUAAUCUACCUAGUAAUGAGCAAAUGUCAAGUGUUGCAAAGACUGUUAUCGAAAACGUAAAAAAUACAGAAGGCAUGCAAAACACUGUCAAGGGUGUCUUGGAUCAUGUACCCAAUAGCGUCGCGAUUGGAGCUGCAGGUGCUAUAGCUGGCGGAAUUGUGGUUCCUCUUGCAGUUGCCGCACCACCGUUACUUUUAGGAUUCUGGCCUGGAGGAAUCUUGGCCGGCACUCCAGCCGCAGCAUGGAUGGCAUCUUUUGGUGGUGCCGUACCAGCAGGAAGUCUUCUCGCUGCUAUGCAGUCGUUAGGUGCACUUGGGCUGACUGCACCUAUAAUACCCAUUGCGGCCGCAAUAGGGUCUGCUGGAGGAGCUAUUUCAGGUGCAGUUUUUGGCUAUAAAACUGAGCCUAAUAAUACAAACUAG
This is a messenger RNA of Phycomyces blakesleeanus NRRL 1555(-), 838 nucleotides long. RefSeq lists its product as hypothetical. The transcript has 2 exons. Gene Ontology annotation, cellular component: membrane. NCBI's taxonomy places the organism in Eukaryota, Fungi, Mucoromycota, Mucoromycetes, Mucorales, Phycomycetaceae. Bases 119 to 838 code for a protein of 239 amino acids. The record is from RefSeq and is a predicted model, not a curated record.